AUGGCUCCUUCAACUCCUAGAGUGGUGGUGAAAGUGGAUUUGAAGAAGAAGCCAUGGGAGCAAGAUGAGCCACUGCAUAACAGAUGGCAUCCUGAGAUACAACCAGUAGCAGAGGUCAAAGCUGGUGAGUUCUUUAGGGUGGAGAUGGUUGACUGGACCGGAGGUGCAAUCAAAGAUGAUGACUCUGCUGAAGAUAUUAAGAACCUAGACCUCUCCACUGUUCAUUACCUGAGUGGUCCUAUCAAAGUUGUGGAUGAGGAAGGUGUUGCAGCAAAGCCAGGUGAUCUUCUUGCUGUUGAGAUAUGCAACUUGGGACCUUUACCAGGAGAUGAAUGGGGCUUCACUGCUUCGUUUGAUAGAGAGAAUGGUGGUGGUUUCUUGACUGAUCAUUUCCCUUGUGCCACCAAAGCCAUUUGGUACUUUGAAGGGAUCUAUGCAUACUCUCCUCAAAUCCCUGGAGUAAGGUUUCCAGGUUUGACACACCCAGGGAUCAUUGGCACUGCACCAUCAAAAGAACUUUUGAGAAUAUGGAACGAAAGAGAAAGACAACUAGAAGAAAGUGGUCUCAGUACUGUAACACUAUGUGAGGUUGUGCAUCAGAGACCACUAGCUAACCUACCAAUAGCUAAAGGAUGUCUCCUAGGGAAAAUGGAAGAGGGAACACCGGAAUGGGAAAGGAUUGCAAAGGAGGCUGCAAGAACAAUCCCAGGAAGAGAAAACGGAGGAAACUGUGAUAUUAAGAACCUAAGCAGAGGAUCUAAAAUAUAUCUCCCAGUAUUUGUGGAAGGUGCUAAUCUAAGCACUGGUGAUAUGCAUUUCUCUCAAGGUGAUGGUGAGAUCUCUUUCUGCGGAGCCAUUGAGAUGAGUGGAUUCCUAGAACUCAAGUGUGAGAUCAUAAGAAAUGGGAUGAAGGAGUACCUUACACCAAUGGGACCAACCCCUCUGCAUGUGAAUCCGAUAUUUGAGAUAGGGCCAGUGGAACCGAGAUUCUCAGAGUGGCUUGUCUUUGAAGGUAUCAGUGUAGAUGAGGCAGGGAGACAGCAUUACCUAGACGCAACAGUUGCUUACAAAAGAGCGGUUCUCAAUGCUAUAGACUAUCUCUUCAAAUUUGGCUACUCAAAAGAACAGGUAUAUCUCUUACUCUCAUGUUGUCCAUGCGAAGGGAGAAUAUCUGGGAUAGUAGAUUCUCCAAACGCAGUUGCUACACUUGCAAUACCCACUUCCAUCUUUGAUCAGGAUAUAAGGCCAAAGACUCGAAAGGUACCAGCAGCAGGACCUCGGAUUGUGAAGAAACCAGACGUUAUGAAGUGCACAUAUGAUGGCAAACUUGCAACUACAAAGAAUCCUAGUUCUUCAUCUUUUAUCUAA
Molecule: messenger RNA, 1368 nt
Organism: Eruca vesicaria subsp. sativa (arugula)
Lineage: Eukaryota; Viridiplantae; Streptophyta; Magnoliopsida; Brassicales; Brassicaceae
Source: the annotation of a GenBank genome assembly